Molecule: messenger RNA, 2627 nt
Organism: Leptonychotes weddellii (Weddell seal)
Lineage: Eukaryota; Metazoa; Chordata; Mammalia; Carnivora; Phocidae
Source: RefSeq, a predicted model, not a curated record
GGAUCCUCAUCUGGGAGCCCCUUAAUUUCAUCUAAAACCUCUUAUCUCUUAAAGCUACCCUUAUUUGUCAUUUCUUACCCUGAGCCCUUGUCAGAAACAUCAGUCUUGACAAGUAGGCUGUGGGGCACCUCCUCCCAAUGGAGCUCUAGGGAGUGACCGCUUGUCUGUGACGUUCAUGCUCCAGCCUAAUGCCUUCUGUUGAGGGAGCUGGAGCUCCCCGGCAGCCUGGGCCUCAUCGGGGCCAUGAGAGGUUGGGAACUGACCCUGCGGGCCUCAAGCUGAGGGCUUUCUGAUGGACCUGUGACUCUGCUUUGCAGCUUGAAGAGCUAUGAUGGCGGUCAACAAGGACCCAACCUUGGUGGAUGGAGACCUCCCUGAGCAGGAGAACGUGUUGCAGAGGGUCCUGCAGCUGCCGGUGGUGAGCGGCACCUGUGAGUGUUUCCAGAAGACCUACACCAGCACCAAGGAAGCCCACCCACUGGUGGCCUCCGUAUGCAAUGCCUACGAGAAGGGUGUGCAGGGCGCCAGCAGCCUGGCGGCCUGGAGCAUGGAGCCGGUGGUCCGCAGGCUGUCCACCCAGUUCAUAGCUGCCAACGAGCUGGCCUGCCGUGGCCUGGACCACCUGGAGGAAAAGAUCCCAGCCCUCCAGUACCCUCCUGAAAAGAUCGCCUCUGAGCUGAAGGACACCAUCUCUACCCACCUUCGCAGUGCCCGCAAUAGCAUCAGCGUGCCCAUCGCCAGCACUUCGGACAAGGUCCUGGGGGCCGCUCUGGCCAGCUAUGAGCUCGCCUCGGGGGUAGCCAAAGACACUGCCGAGUAUGCUGCCAACACCCGAGCCGGCCGGCUGGCCUCCGGAGGGGCUGACUUGGCCCUGGGUAGUGUUGAGAAGAUGGUGGAGUUCCUCCUCCCUUCAGCCAAGGAAGGGUCAGCCCCUGCUCCAGGACAGCAGCAGGCCCAGAAGCCCCCCAAAGCCAAGCCGAGCCUCAUGCACAGGGUUGGGGCCCUGGCCAGCACCCUCUCUCAACACACCUUCCAGACCACAGCCGGGGCACUGAAGCAGGGCCACGCCCUGGCCAUGUGGAUCCCAGGUGUGGCACCCCUGAGCAGUCUGGCCCAGUGGGGCGCGGCGGCCGCCAUGCAGGUGGUGUCCCGGCGGCAGAGUGAGGUGCGAGUGCCCUGGCUGCACAACCUCGCCGCCGCCCAGGACGAGGACCACGAGGACCGGACGGACACGGAGGGAGAGGAGACGGAGGAGGAGGAGGAAUCUGACACCGAGGAGAACAAGCUCAGCGAGGUGGCAGCCCUGCCCAGCCCGCAAGGCCUCCUGGGCAGCGUGGCGCACGUGCUGCAGAAGGCCACGUGGAGCACCAUCUCAGCCGUGACGUGGGCGCCUGUGGCUGUGCUGGGCUCGGCGGCGAGGAUGCUGGGCCUCAGCCCGGCCCGCGCCGCCUCCCCCACCAAGGGGAGGGCCAUGUCCCUGUCAGACGCCCUGAAGGGCGUCACUGACAACGUGGUAGAUACGGUGGUCCACUACGUGCCGCUCCCCAGGCUGUCGCUGAUGGAGCCCGAGAGCGAAUUCCGGGACAUCGAAGAGGCCGAGCGCCGGGAGGCGGAGCGCAGGGCGUCUGGGGUGCUGAAGGAGAAGAAGCAGGCGACGGAGCGGCUGGCGUCGCUGUCGGCCCAGAGCGAGAAGCGGCUGCGGGAGCUCGAGCGGCACGUGCAGCUCAUGCGACAGCAGCAGGGGCAGCUGCAGAGGCGGCUUCGCGAGGAGACGGAGCAGAAGCGGCGCCUGGAGACGGAGAUGAACAAGCGGCAGCACCGGGUCCAGAAGAUCGAGGAGCAGAAGAAGUGGCUGGAUCAGGAGAUGGAGAAGGUCCUGCAGCAGCGGCGGGCCCUGGAGGAGCUGGGGGAGGAGCUGCACAAGCGGGAGGCCAUCCUGGCCAAGAAGGAGGCCCUGCUGCAGGAGAAGACGGGGCUGGAGAGCAAGCGCCUGCGGUCCAGCCAGGCCCUCAGCGAGGACAUCGUGCGAGUGUCCAGCCGGCUGGAGCACCUGGAGAAGGAGCUGUCGGAGAAGAGCGGGCAGCUGCGGCAGGGCAGCGCCCAGAGCCAGCAGCGGCUGCGCGGGGAGAUCGACGCCCUGCGCCAGGAGAAGGACUCACUGCUGAAGCAGCGCCUGGACAUUGACGGCAAGCUGAGGCGGGGCAGCCUGCUGUCGCCCGAGGAGGAACGGACGCUGUUCCAGCUGGACGAGGCCAUCGAGGCCCUGGAUGCGGCCAUCGAGUACAAGAACGAGGCCAUCACGUGCCGCCAGCGGGUGCUGCGGGCUUCGGCCUCCUUGCUGUCCCAGUGUGAGAUGAACCUCAUGGCCAAGCUCAGCUACCUCUCGUCCUCGGAGACCAGAGCCCUACUCUGCAAGUAUUUUGACAAGGCCGUGGCGCUCCGAGAGGAGCAGCACCAGCAGCAGAUUGCCUUCUCCGAGCUGGAGAUGCAGCUGGAGGAGCAGCAGAGGCUGGUCUGCUGGCUGGAGGCGGCGCUGGAGCGGCAGCGCCUGGAGACCGACCGCCAGCUGACGCUGCAGCAGAAGGAGCACGAGCAGAACGUGCAGCUGCUGCUCCAGCAGAGCCGGG